AUGAGCAUUUCGACAAGACUCUCGAUUGCGUGGGAUUCGGCCCCGGAGCCCGCAGAGGCCACCGACACACUGAUUCUCAACUCACCAAAGGAUAAGUUUGUGGACGUGCGCCCGCUGAUCAAGUCCGAUCUCGCGUUCCCCUUUGAGUGGGCUUUUGCAGGGGAGGCCAAGCUGCUGGCAGCUGACGGGUCCAAGCUCGAGUUCUCGCACGAUUUCUUUGACUCUGUGUUCAUCCACGAGUGGACCGAGGCCAAGAAGAGGGAAUUGGCCGGCCAGGCCGCGAAAUACCCGUUGAAGGAAGACAUCUCCAAAGAUGUGGGAUACUUUGAAAAGCUGCCUGACGGGACCCGUCGCGAAACGGGGGCCAUGCUCAACUCUGCCACGGGCAAGGUGGAGAACUACGUGGAGAUGUGGAUGAGUGUGGACCCACUCAAGUCGAGCCCAGACAAGAAAGUCCAGGUGUCGUCGUCCAGCAUCGAGCCCGUGCCGUGCCGCGUGUUCGAGGUGAAGAGCGGCGGCGAGGGCAGGUUUAUGCGGGUGGGCAAUUGGGCACAGGGCGUGUUCUGGGACAAGAACAACCUGGAGCAGCCGAUUUCUGUGGUCAGACUGUUCUAUAACGGCAGCUGGUCUCCCGUGCUGGAACACGGUUCGGUGGACAUGUUCCCCGCUGCUGAUGCGAGCGUCCAAGUGGGGGAGACUGUUGAACGCGGAACCGUUGUGUGGCACGCGGUGGAAUAA
This is a messenger RNA of Ogataea philodendri, 738 nucleotides long. RefSeq lists its product as uncharacterized. The coding region runs from base 1 to 738 and encodes 245 amino acids. The transcript has a single exon. The record is from RefSeq and is a predicted model, not a curated record. Lineage: Eukaryota; Fungi; Ascomycota; Pichiomycetes; Pichiales; Pichiaceae.